Drosophila miranda is the source of this 2867-nucleotide messenger RNA. RefSeq lists its product as uncharacterized. The transcript has 8 exons. Lineage: Eukaryota; Metazoa; Arthropoda; Insecta; Diptera; Drosophilidae. The record is from RefSeq and is a predicted model, not a curated record. Bases 870 to 2798 code for a protein of 642 amino acids.
AUAGUCGCGAACGAUGCAAAACAAAGCUCCGUUGCAGGCGAUGGACGCGCGUGGCAGAAGAACAAAUUAAGUUUUCCACCUGCCACUCCCACAACCCGUUGCGUGUGCAAAAGGGGCGUGUGAGUGCACGAGUGUGUGUGCCUGUAUGUGCAAAGGGAAAUGGAAAAUGUAAUAUCCCGCUCGGGUGCUCAAAAGAAAGAAUAUAUGCAAAAUAUAAUACAAAAAGUGAAAGAAGUGCCUUUAUGAUUUAACGAUUUUCGCGUCAGUAUAUUGCAGGCAGCAAUGCAAAUGAUGAUGAUUCCAGAAUACAUAAUUCCAUUUCAAAAUACAUAAUACAUAUAUAACCAACAGUUUGUAGAAAGAAAUCUCUAAGAGAUGAUAAAAGUUAUAUUAAUGUUGCUUAAAUAAACUUUAAAUCAAAAAAAGCUACGUACCUUGGAAAAUAGAAAGAUAUAAGUGUUGCCUAUAGUCAAAAUAUCAAUUAUCAAGAAAACUUUAGAGGAUACAAUACAUUUAAUAAUGAAAAUCAAAAAAGAACCCACAUAAAUCUUCCUUGUUCCAUAUAAAAUGCGCCAAAAAGUGCAGCAUCAGCUGAGCAGAAAGUUCACCUUCACCCAAUGAACACGGCCAUACGACAUCGUACCACUAACACACAUACUACGAGUAGUUAUAAGAAGAACAAAACAUAUGAAAAAUCGAUACUAAAAUCUGCAACAGCCGCGCCCACUUAUCCGACAACUACUCGUGAGUCCCCAUCGAAGCUACAUACAAAUCUGAACGAAGAAAUCCAAUAGGCCAAAAGCAUCAAAGUGUUCGGAAACCAGGCCAUACCCAGCAGGGACACUAACGUCGAGGCGGGACGCCGCAGAAUGGUGGAUGCCAAACCGCCGCCCGCCCCCACACCGGGAGCGGUGCCGGUAACACCUCCGCCUCUGGCCGCCUUUGCCGGUGAGCGAUCCAAAAUCAAAUUGUUCAUGGAGCGAACGCCCAGCAUUGGGGCCCUCAAGUCCAAGUUUCUCACAGUACUGGGCAACAGCAAUGAGCUGCUCAACGGAAUAUCAAAUAAGUUGACUUUGAGCUGCAGCAGCAGCGAUUCGGAUUACUGUGAUGACGAUGAGGACAUCCCCAAGUUUGAUGAGACGAUUGACUACACAAAAAUCGAUUUUGAGGGACGUCGGGUGAAGGCUCGCCGUGCCCAUGAGGAGAUCAUCUCGGGUCGCUACAGACAACCCAAUCUGGCGCCACUCCAACACUUAGGUCCCCGCAUGGAGCCCACUCGGGGCCGUCAUGGGGCUCAGAAACGAGGGGCGGCUGCUGGGCAGCAGCGUUCCAACUCGGCUUCGUCCAGCAGCUCUGGGGGCAGCAGCAGCGACGAGAGCAGCUCCAUAUCGCUGCCCGAGAAUGCGGCAGCGGCAGCGGCGGGGGCGGGGGCGGCAGCAGCACCACGCUCCCACGAUGUGAGUAGCACCACGCGCUCGGAUUCCAUUGAGAGCCGCAACUCGGGAGGCUACGAGCGGCCCAGGGCCAUUGCCGGAGCCCGGCGCAGUGAGAUGGACGUGCAGAAGGACAUGCAACGCAUUAUAGAACUGCUGGAGGCCAAUCCGCCCCACAUCGAUGUGCAGCCGCCCACAGAAGGGGGAGGAGACGGCGGCGGCGGCGGUGGCGGCGGCGGCGGCGGGGGAGGUGGCGCUGGCUCGGUCAACCGUCAGCCCUGGGGAGCCGGCAGCAACUCGAUGCGAUUGCCACCGCGCAGUCGCACUUCCAAUAGCAGCACCCUGACCAGCCUGCGGGAUGAGGUGGACCAGGUGCUGGCCAGUCCCAGCGUUGAGUCCACCGACUGGCGGCACUUUAUCCGCUCCGAGUCGCAGAAUUCGGUGCCCUCGUGGGCCUCCUCCAUCAGUCUGGACUGCCGCGCCGGGGAGGAGCCCGUCAAGGAGUUCAUGAGGCUCUUCACCGAGCUGCUGUUCUACAAUACUGCGUGCGUCAACCUGGAGCUGAAGUCGGAGUUCGGGGUCCUGCUCCGCCUGGAGAUCGGUCGUCUCUGGUUCACGCGCUUCCUCACUGAGCAGCGCAACAAAACGAAGCGUCUCGAAUCGGUCACCUUCCACGGACUGCCCCAGUACUUUGCCUUGGCCCUGUUCGAGUGUGGGGAAUGCGAGGACUUUGGCCCGGCAUCGGUGCUCAUGAAUCUCUGUUUUCUCUUCUACCACGAAGUUGAAGUUCCUGGCUGCGAUCCCUAUCGCGAGUACCUGUUUCUCUCCCUACGGCAGCAGCCCAUCUGGCAUCAGCUACACUUCUGGGACACUGUCCUCUGGGACGCCAUGCAGGCGGAUCGGGAGCAUCGCCUCGCCAACGUACAGCGGCGCCAGCAGAGACGUCAGCAAAAGAAGCAGCAGCGCCUCUCCAUCCCAGGAACAGAGGCAGCUCAAACGCCAGCUCUAACGGGGACCACAGCACCGGAAACUGCAGAUAAAUCCGUGCGCAAGCAUGGACCCGAUUCCUCAUCCAGCUCCUCGCAUCAGGGCGCAAACUCGGGGUAUCCUCCUGCGACCCGAAGGCCAAGCAAAUUGAGUCCCGGACAGCCGCCGGUGCUGGGUAAAGAACACGAGGACACUGUAUUCCGGCAUCUGGGGGCCCUGACCUGCAACAUGCAUUCGCUGGGCACACCCAAGGAAUUGUGCAUCGACUUUCUCAAAAGACAUGCUCAGGGCCACGAACUAUCCAAGGAUAAAGCAAAGCUUAUCCGAGACAAUGUCCAUCGCAUGUACCAUGAGACGGAACUCUGGGGCGCACGAUAAGCCAAGCUCUUACUUUUCCUCAAGUACCUAAUGAAAGCGUUUCACACUUCGUCUCCUCCAAAGCUAAAC